This is a messenger RNA of Clonostachys rhizophaga, 1257 nucleotides long. Lineage: Eukaryota; Fungi; Ascomycota; Sordariomycetes; Hypocreales; Bionectriaceae. The record is from the annotation of a GenBank genome assembly.
AUGGGUAGCUCGCCAUUGAGUAAUCCCGCCGCCCCUGGCCUGCCGUACUACACUCCAGCCCAAAACCCCCCGGCUGGCAGUGCGCUGGACCCGUCGUCAGCACCCACUCUCUUCCAGCCCCUGCAGAUCCGGGGCACGACACUGCACAACCGCUUCGUCGUCUCGCCCAUGUGCCAGUUCAGCUCCCAGGACGGCAUCCUCUCUGACUACCAUCUCGUCCACCUCGGCCAGUUCGCCAAGGCCGGCGCCGCCCUCACCAUCGUCGAGGCCACUGCCGUCGAGGCUCGCGGCCGCAUCAGCCCCCAGGACGCCGGGCUGUGGUCCGACCAGCAUGUCGCCCCUUUGAAGCGCAUCGUCGAGUUCAUACACAGCCAGGGAACCAAGGCCGGCAUCCAGCUGAGCCACGCCGGUCGAAAGGCCAGCGUUCUGGCUCCAUGGAUCAGCGAGGGACAUGGCAAGGCCCUCGCCACGAGCGAGUUUGGGGGAUGGCCGGAUGACACCGUCAGCUCGAGCGCGAUCCCGUUCGCGUCCAACUACGCUACGCCUCGAGAACUUUCCGUGGCAGAGAUACAGAGUGUGGUCCAGGCAUUUGCUGAUGCCGCCAGUCGGGCCGUGACAGCUGGGUUUGACACAAUCGAGCUUCACGCUGCGCACGGCUAUCUCCUGAACCAGUUUCUAUCCCCCCUUUCUAACACACGAACAGACGAUUAUGGUGGCAACUUCGAUAACCGCACCCGCCUGCUACGAGAAGUAAUCUCCGCCGUUCGCGCCGUAAUCCCCGAAUCAAUGCCCCUAUGGGUACGUAUAUCCGCCACAGAAUGGAUGGAAUGGGACGGGAAGCCGACCUGGGACAUCGAGGAGAGCAUCCGCCUCGCCCGCAUCCUCCCCGGCCUCGGCGUCGACCUCCUCGACGUGAGCAGCGGCGGCAACAACUCGAGCCAGAAGAUCGAGAUCUCCAAGUACUAUCAGGCGGACUUAGCGGGGAAGAUCCGCCAGGUCGUCCACGACGAAGGCCUCAAGCUGCUUAUUGGCGCCGUAGGGUUCAUCAGCGAGGCGGAGAUGGCUCGAGACCUGUGCCAGGAAGGGGGUGACACGGCCGUGGUAUCCGAGGAGAAGGGGGUUCCCAAGUCAGACGUGGUUAUCGUUGCUCGGCAGUUUCUCCGCGAUCCUCACUUUGUGUUGCACUCGGCGCAGGAGCUGCAGGUGCCAGUGAAGUGGCCAAAUCAGUAUCAAAGGGCACCCCGCCGAACCCACUAG